AUGCGCACAUUAAUUUCCUGGCGACUUUAUGGUCAGCAGUACAUUAAGGGUUGUGUAUAUGUACUUGGUGCGUCGGCAUUUUUUGCUGGAGGAGCCUGGGCGGUUGCAAAUUUCAGUGCUCAUUCCGUACUGAAUAAGCCUUUGCUCGUCUCUUGCACCACUGUACCACUUGUCACCAAAUUUUCUGAUGUUAAUGUUAGCGACUGGAUGUCUUCACCCGUCUCAGCAAUCGAUCACCUGCAAAACACUGAUGGGUGUUAUCGGUCAAAAAUGGAAAUGUUGUGUAUGGAGCUUCAGGGUCACUUGUGUAAGCAAAUUGAGGAGAUUGAUAAGAAGGCUAAAUUUCGUGUCGAUAAAUGGGAACGUCGUGCUGGCGGUGGUGGGAUUUCUUGCAUUCUAGAGAAUGGUGAAGUCUUUGAAAAGGCUGGUGUAAAUAUAAGCGUUAUCACUGGGAAUCUCAGCCCUAUGGCUGCAAAAGAAAUGCGUGCAAGGCACAAAGAUAUUGAUCCUAAUAAGGAAUACAAAUUUUUCGCUUGUGGCAUUAGUUCAGUUAUCCACCCACUUAAUCCCUAUGUGCCGACAACACACUUUAACUUUCGAUAUUUUGAAGUGGAUUUAGGUAAUAAUCGUAAAUCUUGGUGGUAUGGGGGUGGUGCAGACUUGACACCUUAUUACCUAUUUGACGAAGAUGCUAAACAUUUCCAUGAACAACUUAAAUUAGCCUGUGAUAAACAUCAUGAAUCAUUUUAUCCACGUUUUAAAAAAUGGUGUGAUGAUUAUUUUUACUUAACACAUAGAGCUAAUCGGCUGCAUAUUAUGUAUCUGUCACCAACGGGUCAACGAAACAAAAGUCCACUGAUGGAAAAGACAAGUGAUGCUUGGUGUGUAGAUAUUUCUAUAUGUAUCGUGACACUAGUAGUGGAAUGGCAACUAGUUAGACGUGGACGUUAUGUGGAAUUCAAUUUAAUUUAUGAUCGUGGAACGAAAUUUGGUUUAGCUACCCCAGAAGCUCGGAUUGAAAGUAUUUUAAUGUCGUUACCACGUUUCGCUCAAUGGACUUAUUGUUACGAUAAUUCCAAAGAUCCACGUAAUCAUCGAGUUUAUCUUACAAAGCGUAAGUAUAAUGAAUGUGAACGAGUUAGAAUUAAUCCAUUUAGAAACUGCAUACUUUAUAUUUCUUUAGUAUUAUUUUCAUGGAAUCUUGUUCUUCGGGUGAUUGAAACAUCCAAUGGUGUACAAUAUAUAUUACCUAGACCAUCUAAAUGGGCAUUAGGGAUGCCUGUUACAUCGAUUCGAUUUAUCCCAACCAAAUGUGAAUGGGCUAUUGAGUGUAAUUCACAGGGUGAAGUAUUCACCUUUAAACCAGAUUUGGAAGGUUUCGAAACAUUAUUUAAAGAACCUCAGCAGACACAUACACUAGAUCUAUCUCCUGAUGGUCAUGAAUUUGCAACUGAUGGUACAGACCGAAGAAUUCGUAUAUACACCAUACGACCUGAUGGUUUAGUCGGUUUACCAUAUGAAAUUUCGAAUAAAACAUCUGACUUCAGUCGAGGUUAUGGAGGUAAUCAGCUAUCUGGUGGUAUGCAAAAAUUGACCAGUGAUACACUGAAAAAUAAAAAUUAUGAAGUCUUGAAUAAGAAUAAUACAUAUGGUUCAAAUUAUCCUGAUGGCAGACCAAGUCAAAUUUUAAACACCACAGUCAAACCGUAUAGUCUUACACAAUGCUAUAAUUUACAUGAAACACAUCAACUCAGUACAUAUGAACCAACAGCUUUUUCUGAUCAACAUCAAAGUGAUCAUCAUCAUUUCUUUGUGAUACCAUCAUUGAGAGAAUAUUUGGCUACUUCACCGGGCAUUAACAUCAUUGAAGGUCAUUCAAUGCAUAUUAUGGCACUAAAAUAUCAUCUGAAUAAGUCAACUAUGCUUAUUAGCGCUGGUUGGGAUAAUCUUGUCAAGAUAUGGGAUACAAGGCAACAGACUGGUCCAGUAUUUCAGACUUACGGACCCUACAUCACUAGCCCAGAUGGAUUAGAUAUAGACGAUAACUAUUUGCUGACGGCUUCUUGGAGAGCGAAACAAUCUUGA
Messenger RNA from Heterobilharzia americana, 2085 nucleotides. NCBI's taxonomy places the organism in Eukaryota, Metazoa, Platyhelminthes, Trematoda, Strigeidida, Schistosomatidae. The record is from the annotation of a GenBank genome assembly.